GAUUAAAUAAUUAAAAGUUCCAGAAGCAUGCAGAAGAAGAUUGAAGAAGAACAUCGAGAUACUGAGAUUUAGAGAGGAUCAAAUCAAAAGCAAAAGAAAAAAGAGAGAAGAAGAUGAAGAAGAAUCAUGUCUAAAGCCAAAAUAAUCAAUAAAUUAGAUUAGAGAAUGUUUGAGCUUGAAGCAAUCUCCUCUUUAGGCUUUAUUGUCGAUCACUAAUUAAUCUCGAAGCAGAGCACUCCUCUGUUCCGAUGAAUGGAUCUCAUCUAAAAAAAUCAUCGUGUCUCUCUUCCCUGGUUCGAGCCGUCGAGAAGUGUGAACACAAAUGGGUUUUCUCUUUGGUUUGUUCAUAGGAAUCGCAGUUUCUUUCGGUUUGGUAGUCGCAUUUGCACGCUAUUCUAAUGUCAGAUCCACUCGUCGAGCUGAUUUGGCAAAGACCAUUGCUGCAUUUGCAAGAAUGACUGUUCAAGAUUCGAGAAAACUUCUCCCUGGAGAUUUUUAUCCUUCCUGGAUUGUGUUUUCUCAGAGACAAAAGUUAAAUUGGCUUAAUCUUGAACUUGAAAAGAUCUGGCCUUAUGUAAAUGAGGCAGCUUCUGAGCUGAUUAAAAGCAGUGUAGAGCCAGUACUUGAACAGUAUACACCAGCUAUGUUAGCAUCUCUUAAGUUCUCUAAAUUUACUCUCGGGACUGUGGCUCCUCAGUUCACAGGAGUUUCUAUCUUAGAAAGUGAAAGUGGACCUAAUGGAAUUACAAUGGAACUUGAAAUGCAAUGGGACGGUAAUCCAAAAAUCGUGUUGGAUAUCAAAACCUUACUUGGCGUGGCUUUACCGAUUGAGGUGAAAAAUAUAGGAUUCACAGGUGUUUUCAGGUUGAUAUUUAAACCUCUUAUUGAUGAAUUCCCUUGCUUUGGGGCACUUUCUUAUUCACUGCGCGAGAAGAAAGGGCUUGAUUUCACACUUAAAGUUAUAGGUGGUGAAUUGACAUCAAUUCCAGGGAUUUCAGAUGCAAUCGAAGAAACUAUUCGUGACGCAAUAGAAGACAGUAUAACAUGGCCUGUUAGGAAAAUCAUACCUAUAUUACCAGGAGAUUACAGUGAUCUGGAGUUGAAACCUGUUGGAAAAUUAGAUGUGAAGCUUGUGCAAGCAAAGGACUUAGCUAACAAAGACAUGAUUGGAAAAUCUGAUCCUUACGCUGUUGUAUUCAUUCGCCCUUUGCGUGACAAAACCAAAAGGACCAAAACUAUUAGUAACUCGUUGAAUCCGAUUUGGAAUGAACAUUUUGAGUUCAUUGUGGAAGAUGUCUCAACUCAACAUUUGACAGUAAGAGUGUUUGACGACGAAGGAGUUGGAUCUUCUCAGCUUAUUGGGGCUGCGCAAGUACCGUUAAAUGAACUCGUGCCCGGGAAAGUUAAAGAUAUUUGGUUGAAGCUAGUCAAGGAUUUAGAGAUCCAAAGGGAUACAAAAAAUCGGGGUCAGGUGCAGUUGGAGCUCCUAUAUUGUCCUUUAGGCAAAGAAGGCGGAUUGAAGAACCCAUUUAACCCGGACUACUCAUUGACCAUUUUAGAGAAGGUACUUAAGCCGGAAAGCGAGGAUUCCGAUGCUACGGAUGUGAAAAAACCGGCGACCUCGAAGAAAAAAGAUGUGAUAGUGAGAGGAGUGUUGUCUGUGACAGUGGUGGCUGCUGAAGACUUACCAGCUGUAGAUUUCAUGGGAAAGGCAGAUCCAUUUGUGGUAAUCACAUUGAAGAAAUCGGAAUCGAAAUCCAAGACAAGGGUGGUACCGGAUAGCUUGAAUCCGGUUUGGAACCAGACAUUUGAUUUUGUAGUGGAAGAUGCUUUGCAUGAUCUAUUGAUGCUAGAAGUAUGGGACCAUGACAAAUUUGGUAAGGAUAAGAUAGGGAGAGUGAUAAUGACAUUGACACGAGUGAUGUUAGAAGGAGAGUUUCAAGAGUGGUUUGAAUUAGACGGAGCUAAAUCAGGGAAGCUUUGUGUCCAUCUCAAAUGGACUCCUAGGCUUAAGCUCAGAGACGCUUCUUGAUGAUUCCUUCUCGGCUUCUUCUUCUCUCGAUUACCACAUUGCUUUACUUUAUUUUAUUUUUUAUUUUUAUUUUGUAAUUUUGUAAAGUGUGCUGAUGUUUGUUUCUUUGUGAAUUAGUAUAUGAUUAAUCUUUCUUCCUUGCCACAGAAGAAACUAAUACAAGUAUUAAAUAUACGCCUUUUGUUUUGUUUAUAUUCAUUUUACUCGACAAUUUAACUUCUUCUUUUAA
This is a messenger RNA of Arabidopsis lyrata subsp. lyrata, 2261 nucleotides long. Its product is annotated as synaptotagmin-4. The record is from RefSeq and is a predicted model, not a curated record. Gene Ontology annotation, molecular function: lipid binding. Gene Ontology annotation, cellular component: endoplasmic reticulum. NCBI's taxonomy places the organism in Eukaryota, Viridiplantae, Streptophyta, Magnoliopsida, Brassicales, Brassicaceae. Bases 323 to 2032 code for a protein of 569 amino acids. The transcript has 11 exons.